This is a messenger RNA of Branchiostoma floridae (Florida lancelet), 1534 nucleotides long. Its product is annotated as histone-lysine N-methyltransferase PRDM9-like. The transcript has 8 exons. The record is from RefSeq and is a predicted model, not a curated record. Gene Ontology annotation, molecular function: protein binding; histone methyltransferase activity. Gene Ontology annotation, biological process: regulation of DNA-templated transcription. Gene Ontology annotation, cellular component: nucleus. The coding region runs from base 38 to 1504 and encodes 488 amino acids. NCBI's taxonomy places the organism in Eukaryota, Metazoa, Chordata, Leptocardii, Amphioxiformes, Branchiostomatidae.
UUCCCGCCAUUUGCAAAGUGCAGACGACAGUGUGAAGAUGGCGUCUGUCAGCAGCGCGAGCUCGUCAGGGUCAGACGACGAGAACAACGACAAGCAGGCAGCCAGCACCAGUGCCAGCAGUUCAAACCCAUUUGCCAGCAUGAUAGACACAGACUUUGACAUGAGCAAAGUCCCAGAGACUGAAGACAUCCGCAUUGAGCAGUACUUCAGCAAGGAAGAACUGGCUGAGCUCACUAAAAUCGAGAUGACGCGAUAUCGGAACAUGAAGCGUAACUAUGACGUCAUGAGGAUGCUUGGACUACCUGGAAAGAAACCCUACUUUAUGGAAAAGAACAGGCGCAGCUUGGUUCAGCCCAAAGAGCCCCCCACCCCACCCCUCACCAGCAGUGAGUCAGAGGAAGAUGAGGAAUGGACUCCUGAGCUGGAGAGGAAGAAGAACCAGCGCCCAAAGAAACCUUGGUUCCUGUUGCCACCCAAGAAACCCAGGAUGUCAAAACCUAAGCCCCAGACUACUGGUUCACACCCAAAAUCUAAGGCAAAAAAGAAAGCAGAAGCAACAGUGAGCAAAGCUCCAGAGACAGACGAGAGUGAUGAUGAGGGUGCAAAAACAUUCCUGGGUUUCCAACCUGAGGAGGUGGCUGAGAUGCAGGCAGACACAGCAGCCAGCAUUGCAGAGCUGGAGAAGAAGAUGGAGGAACUGGAGUUAGAGAUUCAACAAUGGGAGGCUGCUGGACCACAGGAUGGGCAGGAGGAGGGGUCAGAGUCAGACAUCAGUACAGAUUUGGAGGAAGAGCUGCUGACUACAACACUACAGCCAGUAAAGCAGCAGGAAUUGAAGAAGAAGGAGCCAGUAGAAGAUACGGAAGAGCCUCGGAAGAGUCGCUAUCCACAACGCAACAUUCCACGAAAGGACUACAAGGAGGUUGAACUUCCAGAUGAUGAUCACUACUUGUACUGUGAAGACUGCAAUGAGCUGUAUGAGGGAGACUGUCCAGUCCAUGGUCCACUCAUUGUGGUGAAGGACAAAGAAGUUCCCAAGGGAGUAGAAAACAGAGCGGUCCACACACUACCCGACUACCUGUCUGUGUGCCCAUCCAAGAUCAAGGGGGCAGGGGAUGGAGUCUGGCUGGAUGGAAAGGCCAUGCCCAAGAACUUUGUGUUUGGGCCAUAUGAUGGGAAAAUCACUGGACCUGAGAUAGGAAUGACAAGUGGAUAUGCUUGGCAAAUCUCCAAGAAUGACAAGGUGAAGUACUACAUUGAUGCCACUGACAUCACCAAGAGCAGCUGGAUGCGUUAUGUCAACUGUGCCAGGAAUGAGGAGGAGCAGAACCUGGUGGCCUUCCAGUACUACAGGAACAUCUACUACCGCACCUACAAGCCUAUUCCCCCAGGCACCGAGUUGAUGGUGUGGUAUGGGAAUGAGUACGCCAAGGAUCUGGGCAUCUUUGAAGAAGCAGAGUCAAAAGGAGAGGAGCCCAAGCAGAAAAAUCAAAGUAAGGCAUAGGUUUGGGAAGCUGUACUAUACCCAGAGCUU